Eublepharis macularius is the source of this 2994-nucleotide messenger RNA. RefSeq names its product SWI/SNF related, matrix associated, actin dependent regulator of chromatin, subfamily e, member 1 (gene SMARCE1). Gene Ontology annotation, biological process: negative regulation of DNA-templated transcription. Gene Ontology annotation, cellular component: SWI/SNF complex. The coding region runs from base 123 to 1424 and encodes 433 amino acids. Gene Ontology annotation, molecular function: nuclear receptor binding; nucleosomal DNA binding. The transcript has 11 exons. Lineage: Eukaryota; Metazoa; Chordata; Lepidosauria; Squamata; Eublepharidae. The record is from RefSeq and is a predicted model, not a curated record.
UCUUCCUCCUGUGCCUUCCUCGCCAUCCCUGACUGCAUCGGUUCGGAGACAAAGAAGCAAGGCCUGAGGCCCGUGUUGGAGCCGGUUGAACGUCACCCGGGUGACCGUUUUUAUCUACCAAAAUGUCAAAAAGGCCAUCUUAUGCCCCACCACCCACCCCAGCCCCCGCAACCCAAAUGCCCAGCACACCAGGGUUUGUGGGAUACAAUCCAUACAGCCAUCUGGCCUACAACAACUACAGGCUGGGAGGGAACCCGGGCACCAACAGCCGGGCCACGGUAGGAGAAUCAACUAUUACGUCAUCCGGCAAACAACAGGAAGUGACCAGAAAUGGCUUUAGAGCAUCAUCUGGUAUUACAAUCCCCAAACCCCCAAAGCCUCCAGAUAAGCCACUUAUGCCAUACAUGAGGUACAGCAGGAAGGUCUGGGACCAAGUGAAGGCCUCCAACCCCGACUUGAAGUUAUGGGAAAUUGGGAAGAUCAUUGGAGGGAUGUGGCGAGAUCUCACUGACGAGGAGAAGCAAGAGUACUUAAAUGAAUAUGAAGCAGAAAAGAUAGAAUACAACGAGUCAAUGAAGGCCUACCAUAACUCACCUGCUUACCUUGCCUACAUCAAUGCAAAAAGCCGUGCCGAAGCCGCACUGGAGGAGGAAAGCCGGCAGAGGCAGUCCCGUAUGGAGAAGGGUGAACCUUAUAUGAGCAUCCAGCCAGCUGAAGACCCAGACGAUUAUGAUGAUGGGUUUUCUAUGAAACACACGGCCACAGCUCGUUUCCAAAGAAACCACCGUUUAAUCAGCGAGAUCCUGAGCGAAAGUGUAGUGCCAGAUGUCCGAUCAGUGGUCACCACAGCACGGAUGCAAGUUCUCAAACGACAGGUCCAGUCUUUAAUGGUUCAUCAGCGGAAACUGGAAGCUGAGCUCCUGCAAAUAGAAGAACGUCACCAGGAAAAGAAAAGGAAGUUCUUGGAAAGUACAGAAUCCUUUAACAAUGAACUCAAGAGGCUGUGCAGCCUGAAGGUAGAGGUGGACAUGGAGAAAAUAGCUGCAGAAAUAGCUCAAGCAGAGGAACAGGCCCGCAAGCGACAAGAGGAACGGGAGAAAGAAGCUGCAGAGCAAGCCGAACGCAAUCAGAAUAGUGCUGGCACUGAGGAGGAGCAAUCAGGAAGCAAGGGCGAGGAGAAGAAAGAAGAGGGAAAUACUCCCAUGGAGACAGAGGAGCCUCCUCCAGAGGAAGCACUCGAGACACAGCAGAACGGGGAAGGGACAUCCACACCAGAAGACAAGGAAAGUGGCCAAGAAGGAGCCGAAAGCAUGGCAGAGGAAGGAACCAGCGACAGCAACACCGGGUCAGAGAGCAAUAGCGCCAUGGUCGAGGAGCCUCCCACUGACCCCGGAGUUCCAGAAGACAAUGAAAAGAAAGAAUGAAUGCAAAGCCCAUUCUUGUUGUGUGAUUGACUGAAUGCUCUGGGGGCGGGGGGAUGUCUUAUGGGCUUUAUAUGUUGGUCACCACCUGCCAGGUGUUGGACAUUGUAAUCACUCAUCCCCCAGAUUCAGAUUUCCAGGGGGAAGCAAUAGCCAAAGGCAUGGGGAAGGUAUCAAUUCUAGUGCAUUGAUGAACACAAGAGCAGCAUCACUCAUCUCUAAGGAAACAAUUUUGCAUUUUGUUUUUGUUUUUGUCUUUUUUGUUUUCCUUGCCUCCUUUCCCCCCCAGGUAAAUGUUUGAAGAACUGUAGAGAUACCUGCAUUUCUCAUAUCCACCCUCAAAGUCAUCUUAGAAUCUGAUUAAUUUGUUGAGGAGUGAGUUACCAAAAAUUAUUUCUCCCCUUUUUCACAUCUCUUAAAAGGGUGUGUGUGUGUGCUUAUUGUGAAGCUAAUAUUUUCCAAAUUUCAAUUUCUGUAAGAAAUUGAUUGUCUAUGAAUCUCUACAUCCUUCGUACAGAAUUAAUAUUCUGCAUGUUUAUUUUCCGCUAGGUCUGAAACUAAAAUACUAAGUCUGCAAAGACUGUUGAAAAAUCUUCUUGGUUGUAUUCCUCUUCUCUCCCACUCCCCCCAAAUAAAUUUUUAAAAACAUGUUCCUUAAUUUUAGCAAGUUUUUAAAAAUGAAAACAAACCUAUUAAUGCCAUGGCCAUACAAUUUACUUUGCAGGAGAACAGCAUGCAAAGAGAGAUUAGGGUGAGAACCAUAAUCACAGAUACUUUGCUCUUAACAUUCCCUUUUUCAGUGGGGGAAAAAAGGUUGCACUGUUAGGUACAUAAAAAUGCUUGGAUCCUGAAACCAUACAUUGAAAAUGUAGCAUUUUAAAUCUGUUUCAAAAGUUAAUUUAGCCUUGGGGGAUAAACCUGUAACCUCCAUUUCCCUUCCUGUAGCUGUCUGUUGGACAAAAAACAGAAGACAUGCAGUUUAUUAUCCCAAGACAUGUGACUCUUCAGAGCAUUCCUGCUGAAAAUACAAUUGCAUGAUUUGAUAGUGUUAUGACUUGGGGGUGUUUUGGAGAACUGUGGGAUCCUUCAAGAGAAGUAUUUUUUUCCUUCUGGUGCUCUUUGAUCCCUUUGUCAAGAAUGAUCUGAAGUGAAGGUGUGGUGAAACAAACCCAGAUUAGUUACUUGAAGCCUGUCAACCCUCUUCCCCUCCUGAGCUGUGUCACACUCCAAAAGCACCAUGCAGACAGUUUGCAUCAAAACAACAAAUUUGAGUUGACACGAGUUUUUCAGAUCUCUUUCCGCAUCACAUUUGUUGUUUUUCUUUUAAAACAUAACCUGUCUGAAAAUUCCACUUCUGGGCUGUUCUCUGAUAUUAGACAGACAUCUCCCUAAAGGUCCCCCCUCCCCCCAAAUUGUAACAAAGCGAAGGCAACACAUGGGGCUUUGUGAAUGACUCCUGUUCCAUCUUGAUUUAUGGUUUUGUGUAUUGAUUUGUUUUUUUAAAGGACACUUCAUUCUGUUUUUAAAUAGUAAUUUUUGACAUAAUAAACUAGAACAUGUUUUUAAAAAUCAA